Molecule: messenger RNA, 1356 nt
Organism: Monascus purpureus
Lineage: Eukaryota; Fungi; Ascomycota; Eurotiomycetes; Eurotiales; Aspergillaceae
Source: the annotation of a GenBank genome assembly
CCCCAAUCCUCUUUCCCUCUCACAGCCAUAUUUGGCACUGCCUACCUACGAUGACUCUUACAAUGCCAGUAAGGCAUAUGUGGAGUGUGACGUCUGAUAACCAGCGAUAGAAAUGACCCAUGAUACUAAAUCCUUGACUUUUCCUGAGGCCUGGAGAUGGCUAUGGACAUUCAAUUUACCAGCGAUCAUCGCGAAUAUAUUGUCCCCGCCAACACCACCGACCGCGACAAUAGCAUGCAACGGCAACCCUGUCUACUGCACCCGUAGAUACUCCAACAUCACCCAGAUUGGCGCCCAUGAUUCCCCCUUCGUCGGCCCUCUGCUCCAACAGAACCAGAACAUCGACGUCGCUCGCCAGCUUAACCUGGGUGUCCGCUUCCUGCAGGCGCAAACCCACAGGUCUCCGCGUACUGGGAGGCUGGAACUAUGUCACACGUCGUGCUUGCUUGAAGAUGCGGGGUCUCUGGAGGGGUUCCUGGUUACCGUGAGGGAGUGGUUGGAGCGAGAUGAGAAUGCGAACGAGGUGGUGACUUUGUUGCUUACGAAUGGGGACCGCGUUGACUUGGGCUUGUUCGACGAGGCCUUCGAUAGGAGCGGGAUUAAGAAGUAUGCGUUUCGUCCUGGCGUCGCCUCAAUCAUGGGCAUAGAAGAGUGGCCGACUCUGAUGGAAUUGAUUGAGAAUGGGACCAGGCUGGUUGUCUUCUUGGACUACGGAGCAACAGGAGCAAUAAUAGCAACACCCCCCUCACCAUACGACUACAUCCUGGACGAAUUUGGCUACUUCUUCGAGAGCCCCUUCGACAUGACAGAUCCUGCCUUGGAUGAUUGUAGCGUGAACCGGCCGCCUGCCGCCUCCCCGACAGGACGCAUGUACAUCGUCAACCACUUCCUCGACGUUGAUGUCUUCGGCGUCUUGAUUCCCGACCGGGUCAACGCGGCCAGAACAAACGCCGUGUCUGGGUACGGGAGUAUCGGGGCUCACUGCGACAAGUGCCUAUCCAUCUACGGACGGCCGCCGAAUGUUGUACUUGUGGAUUUUGUGGAUCAGGGAAGGGUGAUAGAGGCGCAGAGCUUGUUGAAUGGGGUUAGUUCGGGAGGUAGUAGUUCUGGACUUGAAGAGUACUUUGGUGGUCAUUGUUUUGAUCUUAUUUUAUUCUUUUUCUUUAUAUUCUCCUUCUUGUUGUCUUGUUUUGCUUUCUUCACUUUCUAUCUUGUGAAGGGAAGUAGAUGUCGGCGACUUUCUAAACUGGACAACAUGAUGCCCAGUUGUUGACUAUGACGAUACGAAGAACGAAUGAUGCUUUCACGAGUCAAGAGUAUACAUGCUCAAUUCAAAGGGAAAAAUAGACAAUAACU